Diatraea saccharalis (sugarcane borer) is the source of this 2595-nucleotide messenger RNA. NCBI's taxonomy places the organism in Eukaryota, Metazoa, Arthropoda, Insecta, Lepidoptera, Crambidae. The record is from the annotation of a GenBank genome assembly.
AUGGCAAUGCGCAGGGCAAAUAGAUCAUUGGGAUUGAUCGAACACAUUGCCAUUGAGAUAGUAAAGUCCUCGGGUAGCGACUACGGAUCGGAAAACGGAGUAGAAGCAAGCCUACCACAAGAUAGACUGACGGUAUGGGGUCAGGAUUGCUGGGAUUGUUGGGGCCGGGCCGGUUGUGUAGGCCGGCCUCGCUUAAGUCUUUUCAGUACAGAUACGGACAACCAACGUGUCAUCAUCCAUGUGAAGGACGUAAACGAUGAACCCCCUUAUUUCAUCAACCGACCGCUGCCAAUGCAGACAGUCGUCCAACUGAAUGCCGCUCCCAACACACCCGUGUUCACUCUCCAAGCAAGAGAUCCAGACACUGACCAUAAUAUCCAUUACUUUAUCGUAAGAGACCGCACUGGAGGUCGAUUUGAAGUAGACGAGAGGUCAGGUGUUGUUAGAACGAGAGGCACAGAUCCGUUCCAGUUGGAUAUGGAGUAUGUGCUGUAUGUGAAGGCCGAAGAUCAGAGCGGCCGCGUGGAUGAGAGAAGAUUCCAAUCGACUCCAGAAGAACGGCUCAGCAUAGUGGGAGGCAAGCGGGCUCCCCAGUUUUACUUGCCUAGUUACGAGGCUGAGAUAGCAGAGAACCAGAAGAAAGACUCCGAUAUCAUAUCGGUAAAAGCAAAGUCGUUUGCUGAUCGCGAGAUCCGGUAUACGUUGAAAGCUCAAGGACAAGGCGCUGGCACCUUCAAUAUUGGACCAACUUCGGGCAUCGUGAAGCUGGCCAAAGAACUUGAUUUUGAAGACCUGAGGCAGCCACACGUCUACUCGUUGGUGGUAACAGCUACAGAAGAUUCUGGAGGGUUUUCUACGUCUGUAGAGCUCACAAUACGAGUGACUGAUGUAAACGAUAACGCACCAAAGUUUGAACUGCCCGACUACCAGGCGCACAACGUUGAUGAAGAUAUUCCGCUCGGGACAAGCAUUCUCAAGGUUAAGGCAAUGGAUGCAGAUUCUGGGAAGAACGCGGAGAUCGAGUAUCUGGUAUCAGACGACCACUUUAGCGUAGAUUCCAACGGCAUUAUUACCAACAACAAGCAGUUGGAUGCUGACAACAAUAACGCUUAUUAUGAGUUUGUAGUCACUGCUAAGGACAAAGGCGAGCCUGCAAAGACAGGAACAGCAACUGUUAGAGUUUACACCAAGAACAAAAAUGAUGAAGAACCCAAAUUCUCCCAACAAGUAUACACACCAAACGUCGAUGAGAAUGCAGGUCCAAACACACUGGUUACUACGGUCGUUGCUUCAGAUAAGGACGGUGACAAUGUUAGAUUUGGUUUUGUCGGAGGCGGUACAAGUUCUGGCCAGUUCGUUAUAGAGGAAAUCACUGGCGUAAUCCGUUUACAUAAUAAAGCUAUCUCAUUAGAUCGAGACAAAUAUGAACUGAAUGUUACAGCUAUGGACGAUGGAGCAUGUUGUGUGAACGGCGAUGCAACCAUACAUACAUCUACAGCUGUCGUUGUAGUGUUUAUUACAGACGUAAAUGACAAUAAACCCAUAUUCAAAGACUGUCCAACAUAUUUCCCUAAGGUCGAAGAAGGUGCACCAAAUGGCAGUCCCGUCAUAAAAGUGCACGCAACGGAUGAAGAUAAAGGCGUCAACGGUCAAGUUAAAUAUUCUAUAGUGCAACAGCCUAAUCAAAAAGGUACUAAGUUUACAGUAGACGAAGAGACAGGCGAAGUGUCCACUAAUAAAGUAUUUGAUAGAGAAGGUGACGAUGGGAAGUUUGUGUCGGUAACGGUAAAAGCGACUGAUCAGGGUGAACCUUCCUUAGAAGGUGUUUGCUCAUUCACCGUUGAAAUUACUGAUGUCAACGAUAACCCUCCACUAUUCGACAGACAAAAAUAUGUGGAGAAUGUAAAACAAGACGCCAGUAUUGGCACAAAUAUCUUAAGAGUAUCUGCAUCUGAUGAGGACGCAGAUAAUAACGGCGCUAUUGUUUAUACGUUGAGUGCACCAUAUAACCCAGCCGAUAUAGAAUACUUUGAGAUCCAACCUGAAUCAGGUUGGAUUGUCCUCAAGAAACCUUUAGACCGGGACAGGUAUCGACUGCGCGUGCGCGCCUCCGACAGAGGCGUCCCGCCCUCCGCCGCAGACGUGGACGUUGAAUUAGACGUGGUAGACAGAAACAAUAAGCCCCCCAUCUGGGACAUGACCACGUAUGGCCCCGUUCACAUCAAAGAGAAUGUCACAGUGGGUACCGUAGUGACCAGUGUGAAAGCCAGGUUGCGAGAGACGUACAAGCUGGAGGCUAUGGCUCAAGACAAGGGUUUCCCGCCCUUGUCCAGAACCGUGGAGGUCCAGAUAGACGUAGUGGAUCGCGCUAACAAUCCCCCCGUGUGGGACCACACGGUGUAUGGCCCGAUCUACAUUCGAGAGAAUUUGCCCGUGGGUGCCAAAGUGGUGUCCGUGAAAGCAAGGUGCGUGUUAUUGUACGGCACGGGCACCGCACGCAGCCCCGUCACCUGCACGCAGUGUGCGACGCCGCGGCGACACCACGACAAUAUGGAGGUCACCAUUCACGAUAAAUCACACAAACGGAGUAGAUAA